Molecule: messenger RNA, 1108 nt
Organism: Lycium ferocissimum
Lineage: Eukaryota; Viridiplantae; Streptophyta; Magnoliopsida; Solanales; Solanaceae
Product: early nodulin-like protein 1
Exons: 5
Coding region: 27-731 (234 amino acids)
Source: RefSeq, a predicted model, not a curated record
CAUCACGGCCGAGCCGUAAUGCAUACAUGGAGGAGCGUGAUAACGUUGAUUGGGCGGCGUUAUGCGCUUCAUUAGCUGAUGAGCGGCCUGUGAGGAAUUUAGAGGGAGCCAGGAUUCUUGACUUCAAUGAGUUUUUGAUCCCGGAUUUGGCGCCAGCGGGUCCACUAGAGCCACCCACUCAGGCGUUUUCUCAUGGGUCUGCAGAGCCAGCGGUGUCUUCCCAUAUGACUACCGAGCCACAGGAUUCGGCGCCAGUGGGUCCACAGGAGCGACCCAUUCAGGAGCAUUCUCAUCAGCCUGCCGAGGCAGAGGUGUCUUCUCAUGAGACUACCGAGGCGCAUCAUCUCGUCCAGGAGACUACCUCAUAUUCACCACCACACCCAUCUCAGGAGCCUACAGACCCAUCUCAGGAGCCUACUCAGGCGCUCGUUGACACACAGGUUCAUCCUUCGGCGCCUGAGGUGGCGACUCCCGACGAGGAAGAGGUCGAGUUUCCAGAUCUAACUCAGCCUCAGGUUCUGAGCGUGCCAGCGGGACUAGAUCCCAUGAAGAAGCACGUUCUAGUUAAGGGCGCAAGCGCUAGGGGAAGAGGAGAUGAUCAUGACUUGGAGCGCUCGGUUAUUAAGAGGAAAAACGGCGAUGGAGACGAUGGCGAGGGCGGUGGGGAUGGUAUGAGCCUUAGGCCUAGGGAUAGUCUCCGACAUACUACAUGUGGGACCCAUCCUCGAUAGUAUAAAUACAUUAGUGUUGUACAAUUUAUCGUAAAUAUUAUAUAUUUUUUGCAUAUUUAUACAUAUUAUCUUAGUCUUUAUUAUUGUUUAUAGUUUCACAUCUUAAAUUGAUAAUAAAAAAAAAAAACGUGACACAUUCGAAAUAAAGUUAAGCAUUAAUUUAAAAAUAAGACGAAACCCUAAAAGAUAAAUAAUGUAAAGCUAAUGACUACAAGUCUUCAAACAAAAAAGGACUUCGAGCACUUUUCAACCACUAAAACGACAAUCCAAAGUAUUGCGUAUUCUUGAUGUAUUGAGCCUAUUUUAUUAAUUGUACAAAUAUAAGUAGGGUUCUAUAUAAAAUAUUGAAGUUCCGGAGUCUCAAAGCAUGAUUAAUA